AUGAUCAAACAAAGCCCAGUGAAGCCUGUUGAGAGUUUUACCACAGCUCAUUUAGCCGUCUGUGUGGACUGGAUCUACAGCCGUCUGUGUGGACUGAUCUACAGCCGUCUGUGUGGACUGAUCUACAGCCGUCUGUGUGGACUGAUCUACAGCCGUCUGUGUGGACUGAUCUACAGCCGUCUGUGUGGACUGAUCUACAGCCGUCUGUGUGGACUGAUCUACAGCCGUCUGUGUGGACUGAUCUACAGCCGUCUGUGUGGACUGAUCUACAGCCGUCUGUGUGGACUGAUCUACAGCCGUCUGUGUGGACUGAUCUACAGCCGUCUGUGUGGACUGAUCUACAGCCGUCUGUGUGGACUGAUCUACAGCCGUCUGUCCGUCUGUGUGGUGAUCUACAGCUUGUGGAUCUACAGCCGUCUGUGUGGACUGAUCUACAGCCAUCUGUGUGGACUGAUCUACAGCCGUCUGUGUGGACUGAUCUACAGCCGUCUGUGUGGACUGAUCUACAGCCGUCUGUGUGGACUGAUCUACAGCCAUCUGUGUGGACUGAUCUACAGCCGUCUGUGUGGACUGAUCUACAGCCGUCUGUGUGGACUGAUCUACAGCCAUCUGUGUGGACUGAUCUACAGCCGUCUGUGUGGACUGAUCUACAGCCGUCUGUGUGGACUGAUCUACAGCCGUCUGUGUGGACUGAUCUACAGCCGUCUGUGUGGACUGAUCUACAGCCGUCUGUGUGGACUGAUCUACAGCCAUCUGUGUGGACUGAUCUACAGCCGUCUGUGUGGACUGAUCUACAGCCGCCUGUGUGGACUGAUCUACAGCCAUCUGUGUGGACUGAUCUACAGCCGUCUGUGUGGACUGAUCUACAGCCGUCUGUGUGGACUGAUCUACAGCCGUCUGUGUGGACUGAUCUACAGCCGUCUGUGUGGACUGAUCUACAGCCAUCUGUGUGGACUGAUCUACAGCCGUCUGUGUGGACUGAUCUACAGCCGUCUGUGUGGACUGAUCUACAGCCGUCUGUGUGGACUGAUCUACAGCCGUCUGUGUGGACUGAUCUACAGCCGUCUGUGUGGACUGAUCUACAGCCAUCUGUGUGGACUGAUCUACAGCCGUCUGUGUGGACUGAUCUACAGCCAUCUGUGUGGACUGAUCUACAGCCGUCUGUGUGGACUGAUCUACAGCCGUCUGUGUGGACUGAUCUACAGCCGUCUGUGUGGACUGAUCUACAGCCGUCUGUGUGGACUGAUCUACAGCCGUCUGUGUGGAGUGGAUCUACAGCCGUCUGUCCGUCUGUGUGGACUGAUCUACAGCCGUCUGUGUGGACUGAUCUACAGCCAUCUGUGUGGACUGAUCUACAGCCGUCUGUGUGGACUGAUCUACAGCCGUCUGUGUGGACUGAUCUACAGCCAUCUGUGUGGACUGAUCUACAGCCGUCUGUGUGGACUGAUCUACAGCCGUCUGUGUGGACUGAUCUACAGCCGUCUGUGUGGACUGAUCUACAGCCGUCUGUGUGGACUGAUCUACAGCCGUCUGUGUGGACUGAUCUACAGCCAUCUGUGUGGACUGAUCUACAGCCGUCUGUGUGGACUGAUCUACAGCCGUCUGUGUGGACUGAUCUACAGCCAUCUGUGUGGACUGAUCUACAGCCGUCUGUGUGGACUGAUCUACAGCCGUCUGUGUGGACUGAUCUACAGCCGUCUGUGUGGACUGAUCUACAGCCGUCUGUGUGGACUGAUCUACAGCCAUCUGUGUGGACUGAUCUACAGCCGUCUGUGUGGACUGAUCUACAGCCGUCUGUGUGGACUGAUCUACAGCCGUCUGUGUGGACUGAUCUACAGCCGUCUGUGUGGACUGAUCUACAGCCGUCUGUGUGGACUGAUCUACAGCCAUCUGUGUGGACUGAUCUACAGCCGUCUGUGUGGACUGAUCUACAGCCAUCUGUGUGGACUGAUCUACAGCCGUCUGUGUGGACUGAUCUACAGCCGUCUGUGUGGACUGAUCUACAGCCGUCUGUGUGGACUGAUCUACAGCCGUCUGUGUGGACUGAUCUACAGCCGUCUGUGUGGACUGGAUCCCUCUCAAUGUGGAUCUCCCUGA
This is a messenger RNA of Knipowitschia caucasica, 2097 nucleotides long. The record is from the annotation of a GenBank genome assembly. Lineage: Eukaryota; Metazoa; Chordata; Actinopteri; Gobiiformes; Gobiidae.